Molecule: messenger RNA, 903 nt
Organism: Aureobasidium vineae
Lineage: Eukaryota; Fungi; Ascomycota; Dothideomycetes; Dothideales; Saccotheciaceae
Source: the annotation of a GenBank genome assembly
AUGAAUCUUUUCCACUUCGAUCAAGCCUCGCCUCAAGAUAACGACAUGAUUCCAAUGUCCACGACCUACGACUUCCACCCCAUCAGCCCGACCGCACUCGAGUCCAGCUCCAUGUUCGGCAACCACGACAUGUCAUCACAAAUGCAUGGCAACCCAGGCACCAUGUGGAGUGGCAUGUCACAGCCUGCAUUGGAUGGCGGCCUGGAGAAACUCCUCAACAACUAUGGCACGACAAUGGAGCGGUACGGUCAAGUGACGCCGCCAGAUGAUGCGAAUAUGCAGGAAACGACAAAGUCGUUCGGCAAGAGAGCUGACUCUGGAGCUUCUGGCAUGGAGGUUAACGACGCCUCGAGUAUGUCUCCUCGCAGUUUCAUAUCCAGCAAGCGGCCUUCGGUAAGGUCAUCCCAGAAGAGCCGGAAAGAGAGUCGGACGUCAGAAGAUGGUUUGACUGGCGACAAGAAAGACAAAUACCGAGAGAAGAAUCGCGUCGCUGCGGCCAAGUGUCGUGCAAAGAAGAAGGAACAUACCGACCAGCUCGAAGACACAUACCGUACGCAGAGCGCAAUGAACAGCGCCUUGAAGCAGACCGAGAAAUCUCUGCGUGAUGAGUUGUCGUACUGGCGUACGCAAGCACUACAACACACCUUCUGCAGCUGCCACUCCAUCCAGGAAUACAACAUGAGGAAAGCCCAGAGCAUGGCCUUUGGUACCAACUACGGCACAACAUCUUCCCCAGUCAUGGCAGAUGGUCGUUCAGCUUCCUUCAGUCACAACCAUAUGCGGUCGUCCUCGGCUGCCGGCAUAGCUUCUCCUGUAAUGAGCGAGAUUAACGGCAAAACACCUUCAACGGCCUCCUUGUCAGGUGUACCCGAUCCAGAGACCAGAGAGAUGACCAGACAAUAG